CAUAAUAAUAUGACGAGCUUUGCAGAUACACCGGCACACGACGCUAUCAAAGCCCGCGCGAUUAGUGAAUACAGCGGUCGGGACAAGGUGGAUAUUGAAGAGGUCGUUGACUCGCAAAUUUCCAACCUAGUAGCACUUAUGAGUCGCAGU
Messenger RNA from Pseudomassariella vexata, 150 nucleotides. RefSeq lists its product as uncharacterized. Lineage: Eukaryota; Fungi; Ascomycota; Sordariomycetes; Amphisphaeriales; Pseudomassariaceae. The record is from RefSeq and is a predicted model, not a curated record. The annotation marks the transcript as partial. The transcript has a single exon.